This is a messenger RNA of Microdochium trichocladiopsis, 1049 nucleotides long. RefSeq lists its product as uncharacterized. Bases 1 to 987 code for a protein of 328 amino acids. The record is from RefSeq and is a predicted model, not a curated record. The transcript is spliced from 4 exons. NCBI's taxonomy places the organism in Eukaryota, Fungi, Ascomycota, Sordariomycetes, Xylariales, Microdochiaceae.
AUGCGCCAAAUGCUCGAGAAAAGACCCUACCUUGCAACUGUUGUUGAUGCCGCCGGCAAUUCUAUGAUUACUGCGAUCCUCGCACACUCUCAUCUGGCAAAGGGUCAGUACUCAAUAUGGCCAACAGAUACUCACGUCGUGUCAAUAAGGCUUCCCUGUACGCGUGAUGGUGCUGAUGUACUAGACAGCCAUCCACUGGAGCCUGCAAUUUUACAAUUGGCACUCACAAGCGCAGUGGACGGCCCGGUUUCCUCCCGGCGUGCAUGGCAAGUUAGAGCUUGCCAUUUGUUAUCGGCGGUCCUUGAUCGAUACUUACCCCCACAAGGCCAAACACCAUUCGAGCACCUCCUGUGCUGUCUGUUUGAGCAGCAAGAGUCUCCAAAGUUUUACGCUUACCAGUUUUGCCUACUGUUGAGCGGUGUUGCAGACAUCAUCACUUUGGAGCAAAUGCUGUCUGCCCUACGUAUCAUGACUUUUGCCUCCCUCUGGCUGGUUCAUACUUGUUGGUACUACGACGAGGUCGGGAAACGUUGGAAAUCGUGUGAGAACUCAUCUCCUUCCAAUGUGGAAGAUGAUAUCGAUCCACGCUUGGAGGCUAUCUUUGCGGAGAUAGUUCACGAUUUCACAGACACCGUAAAGGGGUAUUUCCUCCACCGCCCAAACCCAUCGCAAUUUCUUCUGGCGACCGAGGGAAGCAACGUGUGGGAAAUGACCAAUUUUGCUUUCGCCCACUGGGCGAAGAUAUGGUGGCAGAGGGUGGAUAACGAGCUGCUCAAGCUUCGCGACGAAGACAUGUUGGCAAACGGUCGAAGGCGGGCUGAACUUCUAGGUGUCGUCUGGUGCGGGCCACCUGUGCGCAAGCUGCAGCUUGUUAUGCACAUAAAUCGUGGAGAUUGGCGGCGCCACAUCGAUGCAGUAGGAGACGACAUAGAUCUGAGUGACGAGCCCUGGUGGGUGAUGGGUGGACAUGACGAAACAUGGGUGUGAAUCUGAUUCUCUCAGUUGUACACAAAGAAGGCUUAGAGUCCGAUUAAUGUUCUUGUCACGCG